This is a messenger RNA of Protopolystoma xenopodis, 1263 nucleotides long. The record is from the annotation of a GenBank genome assembly. NCBI's taxonomy places the organism in Eukaryota, Metazoa, Platyhelminthes, Monogenea, Polystomatidea, Polystomatidae.
AUGGUCUUUCGCACAAAAAUGCCGGAAAAUUCUCUUGAUGCUGGUUCCAGCACCCAGGUUGGAACGUGCCCUACGAACGCUACACACUCAAACACCGAUGAUGAGCAUGUUUGCUGCUUUUGCCCUUUUCGAUCGUGCUCCAAAGCAAACUUAGUAUUUCAUAUAAAAGAAAGACACAGUGAAUACGUAUUUGCUACAUGCAAGACAUGCAAGCAGUUCUUCUCAACUGGUGAUAUAAUUGAACAUGUUCUACGUUGCAAAGGUUCCCAUGCUUGUUCAUAUUGCCGAUCUACUUUCGCCCAUUCGUCCUAUCUGCAGCGGCAUAUCGCAAGGAAACAUUCCACAAAAGUGCGAGCUCAUUGCGAUAUUUGCAGUAGAUCGUUCUCAUCUAAUUAUUCGUUGGCUGUCCAUAAACGAGCGCAUGAGGGCUUUAUGCCAUAUUCAUGUGACAUUUGCAAGAUGAGGUUCUUUCAGAAAAAUCAUUUGCACCUACAUAUGGACUGCCAUCAUGCCUAUGUUGAGCUCUCAAGACACGAAAAACCGUUUGCCUGUUCAAAAUGUGGUCGUUGCUUCCUCUUUGCCUCCAGUCUUUGGCAUCACAGGAGACAACACAUUCAGGAUCCUUCAAAAUGCGAGUUGCUCCGAAAUAUUCCUAUAUUCUUUCUUUUAAAUUCGAAUAUUAAUAGAUUAAAUGCUCUUUAUGAUCUCACUUUCGUGUUUUAUGCCAUUACUUUAAUACUCUACGAUCCUACUUUAGAUAUUCAUUGCUGUCAAGUUUGCGGUAAAGCUUUUGCAUAUCGCAGUGAACUGGAGCGCCAUGCUACUAUGCAUUCAAAGCAAAACACUACUCUCAAGUGCGUCUAUUGUUUGCGCGGUUUCUCCCGUACCAGUCAGCUUAAUGCACAUAUUUUAAGGCACACUAACCCAAGCCUGUUUACAUGCAGUUAUUGUAACCGGACCUAUGCUUCUCGUGCGUCACUUCUGAGUCAUAUGUCUAAACACGAAGCAAAAGGAUGCUCGACAUCUUACGCGAGCAAAACUGCUGAUUGCAUUCCUUCCGAUUUGGAGGGUGGUAGUCUGUCGGACGAUUAUCUAAUUGACCAGGAUAUUAGCGACGUGCUUCUUGAUGAGGCUUGGAAUCAAGGCGAUUUCGUCAAAUCUACUGAAGAUCUGACCUGUUCCCCAAAUGUCAAUUUGUUGCAUGCAAUUUUGUACGAAGGAGAGAAUUCUAACUCUGCGCCCGUCGCGGCUACAAAGUCUUAG